Colossoma macropomum (tambaqui) is the source of this 827-nucleotide messenger RNA. It is a transcript of the gene dnlz, whose product is annotated as DNL-type zinc finger. Gene Ontology annotation, biological process: protein folding; protein import into mitochondrial matrix; protein stabilization. The transcript has 3 exons. The record is from RefSeq and is a predicted model, not a curated record. NCBI's taxonomy places the organism in Eukaryota, Metazoa, Chordata, Actinopteri, Characiformes, Serrasalmidae. The coding region runs from base 114 to 686 and encodes 190 amino acids. Gene Ontology annotation, molecular function: zinc ion binding; protein-folding chaperone binding. Gene Ontology annotation, cellular component: mitochondrion.
AGGUGUUGCGUCAUGAGCCCCAUGUGUUGUUGUGGGAGCUUCUCAGGGUUCUCAGCUGGUUCUCAGCUCGGUUUCUGAAGUUCAGUCAGGUUGGAGGUCCGCCCCGUUCCUCCAUGUGGUCUUCGAGCUGCCGGUCAGGCCUCUGUUUGGUCAGGCAGAGUGCCCGUGUGGUCAGUGUGUUGAGCCGCGCUGAGAGAAAGUGGCCUCUCAGUCCCCUCGGUCCGAUCGGUCAGCUUUGCCACAGCGGCUCAGCCGGACCUGCUCCUCCUCUCCGUCCACUGCGGGUCAGCGCUCGCUCCUUUACCGCCUCUCCGCGCCUGUGGAGCGAAGCGGUGGGCCAAAUCCAGCCCACCCACUACCACCUGGUGUACACAUGCAAGGUGUGCAGCACUCGCUCGAUGAAGAAGAUCUCCAAGACGGCCUACCACAGAGGUGUGGUCAUCGUCACGUGUCCAGGUUGUAAGAACCAUCACAUCAUCGCAGAUAACCUGGGCUGGUUCUCUGACCUGGAGGGAAAGAGAAACAUAGAGGAGAUUCUAGCAGCCAAAGGUGAGACGGUGAGGAGAAUCGAGGGCGACGCUGCCAUUGAGGUUGUUGCAGAAGAGACAAUUAAAGAAGCGGCGCAGAAAAGCAGCGACGAUGAACAGCAGGCUGUAUCUGUGACAGACCAAUCGGAAAAAUCAUGACCAAUUACAGAGGCCUCCGGAACCUGGUUCUCUUAUCUCUGUACAUUCAUGGACCUGACGUUCUCUGUAGAAUAUAAAAUGAAUAUGUACAUUGCUUGUGUAUUUUGCUAAAUAUAUUUAAGAUUUUUAAAAUAACAAUAA